This is a messenger RNA of Suricata suricatta (meerkat), 3387 nucleotides long. It is a transcript of the gene SUB1, whose product is annotated as SUB1 regulator of transcription. Bases 97 to 480 code for a protein of 127 amino acids. Gene Ontology annotation, cellular component: transcription regulator complex; nucleus. Gene Ontology annotation, molecular function: transcription coactivator activity; DNA binding. Gene Ontology annotation, biological process: positive regulation of transcription initiation by RNA polymerase II. The transcript has 5 exons. The record is from RefSeq and is a predicted model, not a curated record. Lineage: Eukaryota; Metazoa; Chordata; Mammalia; Carnivora; Herpestidae.
GGGGCGGGGCCGGCAGCUCUUGACUUUCGUCACUUCCGGUUCUCUGUCAGUUGCAAGCGAGCGAGCAGAAAGCUGUUCGGCAGCAAGAGCGGAGCAAUGCCUAAGUCAAAGGAACUUGUUUCUUCAAGCUCUUCUGGCAGUGAUUCUGACAGUGAAGUUGACAAAAAGGUAAAGCGGAAAAAGCAGGUUCCCCCAGAAAAACCUGUAAAGAAGCAGAAGACCGGUGAGACUUCGAGAGCGCUGUCGUCCUCUAAGCAGAGCAGCAGCAGCAGAGAUGAUAACAUGUUUCAGAUUGGGAAAAUGAGGUAUGUCAGCGUUCGAGACUUUAAAGGGAAAGUCCUAAUUGAUAUUAGAGAAUAUUGGAUGGAUCCAGAAGGUGAAAUGAAACCAGGAAGAAAAGGUAUUUCUUUAAAUCCUGAGCAGUGGAGCCAGCUGAAGGAACAGAUUUCUGACAUUGACGAUGCAGUAAGAAAACUGUAAAAUCAGAGCCAUAUAAACCUGUACUGUUCUCGUUGUUUUAAUCUGUCUUUUUACAUUGGCUUUUGUUUUCUAAAUGUUGUUUUCCAAGCUGUUGUAUAUUUGGAUUGCAGAACAAUUUGUAAGAUGAAUACUUUUUUUUUUAAUGUGCAUUAUUAAAAUGUUCUGAGUGAAGCUAAUUGUCAACUUUAUUAAGGAGGAUUGCUUUGUGCCCGUCACCUAGUGUAAAAUAAAAUCAAGUAAUACAAUCUUAACUGUUGUGGCCUUUUUUGAUCAAAAGAGUUGGUACUAUUUAAGGCCAAAAGUAACAGUUUAUAGACCUGUUAGUUUCAACUUGGCUUUUACAUUCAAAAGGAUUUGUAUUGCAUUGAAUUUAUAAACUCUGACUUGUGAAAUCCAUAGUUGAUCUGUUUUCUUCCAGCCCAAUGUCUAGACUUGUUGUGUUUUUCCACCCCUGUGAUAACUUCACUUUCCCCUUUUUUUACUUCAUUUUCUUUUAGUAACGUAACUUGUCAUGUUCAGUUUUCAUUUCAUGUUUUGCUCUUUUUCUUGAAUAUAUUAUACUAAUUUGGAAAGUCAGUGAAACUGUCAAAAUGUCAGUUAUCUCAAUAAGGUACUUGUAAUUAAAAUAUUAUAUGAGAGCUACAAUCACUAAUUCUACUGUAUUAAAUAUUAGGAGAUAUAGUUUGAUUAAAAAAAAACAUGGCUUGUAUGAAAACUGAACAAGUAAGUGUAUGUCGUUACCGUAAUGUUCUGUGUAGUUACCUUAUUGCUUAGUCUGUAGAGAAUAAUGACUUAGAUGUUUGAUUUGCUUUCACUUAAUACACACGUUCACCGUGGGAUGAUGUCUAUAAAAUCAGAUACUGUUAGAUUAGAUUAGGAUUUAAUAAAAAUUGUGAAAGCUUAUUGGCCUAACAUUUUAUUUUACAACGUGGCCAGAGAUCUCACUGAGCUUUAUAGUCAUGGUAAUGUGGUCGGUUUUGGAGGAAAGAGCAGACAGAGGAUAUUCUUACUGGCCUUUUUCUUAGUAGGCUUGGCUCUUUUGCAGUUUUAUCUCCUGGACCAGUAGUAUCCUAGACUUACUGUUACUGAGUGUUAUCAGGUACUCUGAGGUGAUUUUCGCUGACCCACAGUGAUGAAGCAGACCCAGAUUGAGGUGCAGAUUUCAGGGGCUUGGCAGCAGUAAAUAGAGCCUGGUGUGCCUUCGGAAAAGAGUGUAAGGGAACUAGAACUGCGAUUGGAGAGGGAGGCAGCGAAGAGGAAGGAAUUCUCUUCACACGACGUGGUAUCACGUGAUGUUUUGAUCACAUUGAUAGGACACAGUUCUAAAUGGAAUAGUGAAAGAAAUAUUUAAAGACCUAUGAAAAAUUCUUGUUAACAAAUUAGGUAUUUUUGGUAGCUAAUCUUAAAUGGUUUACUGCCAUAUCAGAGAGUUGCACUAUUAUAUCAAGUUUGAUUACUGCAUCUAAAAACAUUUUAUAGUAGAAUUGUCAAGGACUUGAUUUUGAACGUGGCUGCCAAGACACAUACAGUUACUAAAUUUUUUUCUGGCAGCUGGUCUAAGUAUGUUUUUACAUUUUUUUAGAUGGUUUUUGUAGUGUUUUUAGCAGUAACUCUAAUAGGUGCAUAAUUGGGGAAAUAAAUCCUCCCUUCUGGUAUUUUAGCCUCCAAAUAAUAGGCACCAAAAGUGUGUUCAAAAUGAUGUUUUAGACAAAUCAUACUCGAUUGAUAACUUGCCCCUUAUUUGGGAGUGUAAAUAUGUUCUGUUAACUUAGUUGGGUGAAUUUGUACAGCAUUCCUUACUGGGUAUACAGCAAGGGUGGUUAGAACACAGAAUUUUGACUUUGGUUUAGUUGAAGGAGUAAAGGGUAGAUUUCCUAGGUGUGUAUGAAUUCAGGGUGCGUGUGCAUUUUGAAGCAGUCUGCUAACCAAGGUGGCGCUGAGGUCUACUACCUGGGCAUUUUUCGCCCUGUAGCAUUAGGUCACUGGAACCUUCCUGUAAGGAGAGUUUCCCUGGCAGAAUUUGAUAGCUGGACUGCUAACUUCAUGUAAAUCUAUUACUGGAUAUGCAAUACCCAGAAAUUCUUUGUCUUUUCUUUUGGGUGCAGGCAACGAUGAGAACUGGGUUUAAAAGAGACUUAGAAGCUAGGGGACUGAUAUUUUCUGUUUAAACUUACCUUCCUGGUCAGAUUUCUUCUGACCAAGAAAGCUUGGCAUUUUGAGGCAGCAGUUUCUUACUUGGUGAUGCCAGAAUGGAUAAAAUUAAUUCCAGAUCCGAAGUAGUGGUAGCAGGAUGUUUCUAAUGGGGUUUUUCCUUCUUUGUCUUUUAAAGUAUGAGUAGCGUUUGACCAAUUUCCAGUGCCCUUCGCAUUUUAAAGAACAACCACUACGAAAGAUAAACUCUUAAUAAUUAUAUUAUUCUCUUUUGCUUUAUAAAUGCUUUUGAAGAAACUCCUACCUCAUUAGCUAGUCAAAUUGCUGUGGUGAUGUGCCUAUUUCUACAUAGGAAAAAAAAAGACGUAGGAAACAAAGUAUGUACAUCCUGGCUUGGCUAUUGAGGGGAAAAGAGAAAGAAUUGGAUGUUACUUAAGUGUUUCUGACUGAGUUAUGUCAGAAGAGCACUAUACAAGUUUGAAAAUUUAGAAAAGCACUGGCGAAUAUUUAGGCAUCUCCUGAAAUUCUUUGCUAUUUACUUUUUAUGGAAAUUAAUCCAGUGAAGAGACUUUUUCUUCCCCCAAGUGAUAUUUUCCAGAUAAAGUCUAGGGGUAAAACAUUCACAUAGUCACAAAUAUGUAAUUUUGUAAUUGUGGAAUAACCUGUAUGCUUUGGUACAUCUUCCAUGGAGAUGUCAAUGAAUCUAAUACUCCAUCUGUGAAUAUUUUAAAUGUUGAAAUAAAAAUAAGAAAUGUG